UUACUCGAGAGAGAAAUGCAGUGCCCGGAGCCUGAAUGUGCGCAGUGUGCGAGCAAACACUCGGGCACCGGGAGCCCCCGCCACAGUGCCGCGGCACUGGCCCCCGGCCACGCCAGGGAGGGAGUAAAAAUGCCAGCUUCUCUGAGAAAACUGCAGCAAAUGGCUGUUUUCAUGGGACUGUUCAGCGGCGGGGGAUGCAUCGUGAUGUAUAAUCUUAUGCAAAAAAGUUUUGCCAGGACGCAGUAUUACCAGCAAGCUUUGGAGCAACUGAACAGCAAUCCUGAUGCCCUGGCAGCCCUGGGUGCCCCCCCUCUUAAGGUUCACAACAUCCACCUGACAGAUGGGAGCAAUCGCGUGGACACAGAAAGAGCGCGGAUAAAGUUACCGGUCUCUGGAACAAAAUCGGCAGGCUACCUCUACAUUGACUCGGAGAUGGACCACUCCCGUCAGUGCUGGUGCCUUCAGGAUGUCACCUUGAAACUGCGGGAUGGUCAGAAUAUUCCCGUUUACCACUCUUCAGAGGGAAGCAUUGGUGUGCAAGAAAGCUAAAAAUCAGGGACAGCUGCAUUUCCACCUCCCAUUGAGCCAAAGGAGCCAUUAAUCGAUUGCAUCCUGCUGUGGCUGUGAAUGUACACAGUUGUUACAAGUGACAGUUUCACUUAAGCGGGUGCUCUCAAGACAAUUUUCUCUCUAAGAUUUACCUCAUUAUUGUUGUAGUUGUAAUUUCUUUCUUUUGCUGGUUUAUUCAUGUGUUUAACAGAAGCCUAAAAUAAAUAUCUUGCAAAAGA
Messenger RNA from Passer domesticus (house sparrow), 788 nucleotides. RefSeq names its product cytochrome c oxidase assembly factor 1 homolog. Gene Ontology annotation, cellular component: mitochondrial inner membrane. Lineage: Eukaryota; Metazoa; Chordata; Aves; Passeriformes; Passeridae. The transcript is spliced from 5 exons. The record is from RefSeq and is a predicted model, not a curated record. Gene Ontology annotation, biological process: mitochondrial respiratory chain complex IV assembly; mitochondrial respiratory chain complex I assembly. Bases 16 to 549 code for a protein of 177 amino acids.